Molecule: messenger RNA, 1179 nt
Organism: Ochotona curzoniae (black-lipped pika)
Lineage: Eukaryota; Metazoa; Chordata; Mammalia; Lagomorpha; Ochotonidae
Gene: SERPINB11
Product: serpin family B member 11
Exons: 7
Coding region: 1-1179 (392 amino acids)
Biological process (GO): negative regulation of endopeptidase activity
Molecular function (GO): serine-type endopeptidase inhibitor activity
Source: RefSeq, a predicted model, not a curated record
AUGGAUUCCCUCAGCACAGCAGGUGUUGAGUUUUGCCUGGAUGUGCUCAAGGAAUUGAAUAGCAACAGUGCAGGAGAUAACGUCUUCUUUUCCCCACUGAGUCUACUGUAUGCUCUGCAUAUGAUCCUUCUCGGUGCCGGGGGAAACAGCGCAGAGCAAAUCAAAAAGGUGCUUCACUUUAAUCACAUUGCAGAAGCAUCAAAAUCAGAAUUUACAGACUCACUUGAGUGCAGCCAAGCUGGGAGGACUCAUUCAGACUUUGGAGUUUUAAUCUCGCAGAUCAACCAACUAGACUCUAACUAUAUCCUCAGUAUUGCAAACAGACUCUAUGGAACAAAAAAAAUGGCAUUCCAUCAGAAAUAUUUAACCUGUUCUGAGAAAUUGUACCAAACUAGGUUGCAAACAGUUGACUUUGAAAAGUCCACAGAAGAAACGAGGAAAAAGAUUAAUGCUUGGGUUGAAAGCAGAACUAAUGGGAAAGUCACCAACCUCUUUGGAGAGGGCGCGAUUGACCCUUCCUCUGUGCUGGUUCUGGUGAAUGCCGUCUACUUCAAAGGACAAUGGCUCAGCAAAUUCCAGGCAAGGGAGACGGUGAGGGCGCCCUUUCAGCUAGCUGAGGGUAAAAGUGUACUCGUGGAAAUGAUGUACCAGACAGGGAUGUUUAAACUGGCCGUCAUCGAGAGGCCUCAGAUGCAAGUUCUUGAGCUGCCCUAUGUCAACAACAGACUCAGCAUGCUUGUUCUGCUUCCAACAGGCACAACUAAGCUUGAACAGAUAGCAAAGCAGCUGAACGUGCGGACAUUUGAGAAAUGGACAGGCCCUUCCAACAUGGUGGAGAGAGAAGUGGAAGUACAUUUGCCCAGAUUCAAGCUCGACGUCCAGUAUGAGCUCAAUUCCUUGCUGAAGUCCCUGGGAAUGACAGACAUUUUCAACAAGGACAAGGCUGAUCUUUCUGGGAUGUCAUCAGCCAAGGGGCUGUACCUUUCAAAAGUCAUUCACAAAUCCUACGUGGAUGUCAAUGAAGAGGGCACGGAGGCCGCUGCUGCCACUGGGGCCAACAUUGCUGUGAAAAGACUCCCCAUCCGAUACCAGUUCACAGCCAACAAGCCUUUCCUGUUUCUUAUAAGGGACAACCCUUCCAAGAUGAUUGUCUUCUGUGGCAAAUUUGCCUCUCCAUAA